UGUCUGUCCCAUUGACUUACAUGAGUACACUUGUACUGGCUUUGUCUUUGAUGGCCUCUGUUAAAGGAGAUGUGGAUUGGAGAGAGUCUCUCUUGCAAAGAAUAGCUCAAGCUAAUCAAUCUCGAAAACAGGUGCCUACUUCAGAUAGUGGUUUUAGAGCCCCAAGCCCUGGUAACCAAUACCCAAGGAGCCAGAGCACUGGCUCUAGACAGUUGUGGGCCAGACCUCCUCCUACAAACUCAAGAGAACUCGCAAACAAUCGGUACAAUGAAAGAACCUACGGAUCACCAUACUGGAGGGGUGCACAAAGAACCGACUUCAGUAGACUAAGCGACUGGCGGAAUCGAUUUGUCGGUGACUCCCAAGUAAACGGCAAUUCAAAACAAGAGGCUGAUUUAUGGAGUCGCUUCGGCAGCAAUCGACCCGCUAAUACUCUCCCAAACAUCAACAAGAAUGAGUUGUGGAGACGUUUCGGAGGCAGCAAUUUUCAGCAGAGAGAGAUCUGGAGCUCCAAUGACGAGCAAUCAGAUGAAGGUCAAGUAAAAGAACCUGAAGACUGGAAGGAAAGAUUACUGCAAGGAAUUUCUCAGCGGCCAAAUGAAGAAGAUAGUAUUUUAAGCCAAGGGGAAGACGAUUGGAAAGACCGUCUCUAUCAAAUGAUUUCUGCAAGACGAUCUGAAAAAGGUCUAAAUCAGGAUCAAGAGAGUUGGAAAGAACGUCUCUAUCAAAUAAUUUCCGAGAGACGAUCAGGAAAUGGUCAGAAUCGAGACCAGAAUGAUUGGAAUGACUCAUUUUUGCAAUCGCUUUCAAGCAGGCAAGGGAAAGACAGCUAUCAAAGUGAAGACGCUUGGAAGGAUCGUUUACUUCGAACCAUUUCUGCAAGGCGAUCGGAAAGAAUUCAGAACCAGGACCGAGGCGAUUGGCAAAGCAAUAUUCGUCAAAUGAUGUCUGGAAGACAAGGGCAAAGCUACCUGAACCAAGAUCAGGGUGAUCAGUUUAUGUCCUUGUUUUCUGGAGGGUCAUCGGGAGAUGAAAUCAGUGCAAGGGACUUUAAAAGCUGGAUAGAUCGAGCCAUUUCCUUGGCUGGUGUACAGUCACCACUAAAAGGCUUCAUGCCACCUCAACAGAUGAUGCCCUUUUAAAGUGGUAACUUGUGCCAAAGAAAACAACAUCAUCUACAAUUUGAACUGGCGAAUUAGAUUUUUGUAUUGAAACAAAGAAA
Biomphalaria glabrata is the source of this 1222-nucleotide messenger RNA. RefSeq lists its product as uncharacterized. Lineage: Eukaryota; Metazoa; Mollusca; Gastropoda; Planorbidae. The coding region runs from base 21 to 1142 and encodes 373 amino acids. The transcript has 2 exons. The record is from RefSeq and is a predicted model, not a curated record.